Molecule: messenger RNA, 1387 nt
Organism: Manacus vitellinus (golden-collared manakin)
Lineage: Eukaryota; Metazoa; Chordata; Aves; Passeriformes; Pipridae
Product: probable 2-ketogluconate reductase
Exons: 6
Coding region: 199-1182 (327 amino acids)
Cellular component (GO): cytosol
Molecular function (GO): hydroxypyruvate reductase [NAD(P)H] activity; glyoxylate reductase (NADPH) activity; NAD binding
Source: RefSeq, a predicted model, not a curated record
GGAGGAGCGGGAGGUGCUGACCCGGCGGUGUGGGAGCGGUGCGGGAGCGCCUUGCCUUGGGCUGAUGGGCAGCUGCGGGUCUCUCGUCUUUAACCUGUGGUCACAGACGUGGUUCUUUCCGGAGUCGGCAGAGUGAAGAGUUGUCAGGACACUGAAGGAGACCCAAAAAAGAAAGGGUAAACUUAUGUUCAGGAAGGCAUGGAGGGUCAGGAACUGCCUUAUGUGCUAAUUGACUGUAUAGGAGGGAUGCAUGGAGUAUAUGAAGACCAUGUUGGAUUUCUGCAGAAACAUUUUCAUCUCAUCACCAUGAAAGAAUAUCUUGAAAAUAAGACACUUCUCAGCAAAAAGAUCAGAGCUAUUUAUAUGUGGUAUCACAAACCAGUUGUUAACAAAGAGCUGCUCCAGAGCUUGCCGAACUUGAGGAUAGUUGCAAGUUCUGGAGUGGGAAUAGAUCACUUGGACCUGAACCUCCUCUCUAGCUUUGGUGUGAAAGUGUCCAACACUCCAUUUAUUGUUUCCACUGACACUGCAGACCUGGGAAUGGCUCUGAUGCUGGCAUCUUCCAGGAGACUUGUGGAAGGCUAUGAGAUGGCAGUCUCCCCUGACACAGAGUAUUUCCCUGCUGACUGGUUGGGGGCUGAGGUUUCUGGAGCGACCCUGGGGAUUGUGGGAAUGGGCACCAUUGGUUACAAAGUGGCUGAAAGAGCCAAAGCCUUUGAAAUGAAGAUUUUGUAUCACAACAGGAGUCAGAGAAAAAAAGAAGAAGAAAGUGCCGUUGGAGCUGUUUACUGUAAAAAGAUAGAUGAUUUGCUCCAGCAGUCAGAUUUUGUGUUACUGGCUGUGAACCUAACUCCACAGACACACAAACUGAUUGGGAAGAGGGAGCUGGAGCUGAUGAAACCCACUGCUACUCUCAUUAAUAUUAGCAGAGGUCUGGUAGUGAAUCAGGAUGCUUUGGUGGAAGCCCUUCAAAACAAAGUUAUUAAGGCAGCUGCUCUGGAUGUGACAUAUCCUGAACCUUUGCCAAGGGAUCACCCUUUGUUAAAGCUGAAGAAUGUCAUAAUAACUCCACACAUCGGAAGUGCCACCAAGAAGACACGCCGCAUUAUGAUGGAGGAAAUGACAGAAAGCAUACAGGCGGGCAUUGCAGGUCUUCCUAUCCCUCAUGAAGUGUUGCCAUAACGUGGCUUGCACUUAGCAUUAAUGCCAUUAGUGGUUAUCCUGGCGUGACAAAACAGUAAUUCGAUCACUUUUCAUGUAAUUAUCCCAUGAGUAUUAUACAGAUAAAAUAUAUAAUGUUUAAUUUGUUUAAAUAACAGACAGCAAUUCUGUCUGGAAAACCUGCAGUAUUUUGUCGUGACCUUCAAUGAAAAACCCCAGAGUCUUG